AUGGGACUCAGCGAAUCGAAGUCAAAGCUGUCUCAGUCGGCAGAGAAGUUGGAUAAGUCGCAAAUCACACCUUCUGACAAAGUACGCCUCCAACUGAAGCUUCAGCGAGACAAUGUACAGGCAGCUAUUCGUAAGUAUGAGCUCGUCGCGAGCCUGGAGCAUGAGAAGGCGAAGGAGUUCAUGCGUGUAGGGAACAGGCGCAAGGCGCUGUACUGUCUUAAGCGAGAGAAGGCGCAACAGUCGCAGAUCUCUAUAGUGACCGACAUGCUAGAUAAUAUCCAGCACCUGAUCGAUACUGUCGAGUUUUCCCAGAUUCAAAGGGAAGUGGUCGCAGCCAUGAAGGAUGGCAAGUGCGAGCUGGACAACCUGAACAAAAUGCUUGAUAUCGAUGACAUCGAAAGGCUCAUGAAUGAAACAAGCGAAUCUAUUGAAGAGGCUAACCAGAUCAACGCUGUGCUUAGCCAGCCUCUUGCUGGACUUUUCGACGACGACGAGCUGCUGCGCGAGUUGGAGCAAUCCGCUGGUACACAGAAAGUCGACCAGGAACUCCCCAAUCUUACUGUCCCUGGCCAUACCCUUCCUCAAAAGGGAUCGGAGGUCAAGGGGAGAGAGGAGGAGAACGAGGAAUACGAAGAUGCUGCACCUGCUCGUCAGUAUGCUUAG
Molecule: messenger RNA, 663 nt
Organism: Leishmania mexicana MHOM/GT/2001/U1103
Lineage: Eukaryota; Euglenozoa; Kinetoplastea; Trypanosomatida; Trypanosomatidae
Exons: 1
Coding region: 1-663 (220 amino acids)
Biological process (GO): late endosome to vacuole transport via multivesicular body sorting pathway; vesicle budding from membrane
Cellular component (GO): ESCRT III complex; multivesicular body
Source: RefSeq, a predicted model, not a curated record